AAAAAAAUGUCAGUGUUUCGUUUUCGGUUGAAUGGGAAACUGUGUGUUAAUAUGUAUAUUGUUUUUUAAGAGCGGCAUGGUUUUGUUCAAUUAAAAUUCGAUAGCAACGGGGAUAAUAUUUGUGAGGCCCAAAAUUAUUCCAUGCUUGUUAACUUACGUGCUGCCAUUUUGGUAUAUUCAAUGAAAUAACUAGAAAAGUGGUAAAUAAGUUCAUUCGGUCACGGUAGUAAAUAGUUUAGGGUGCAAAAUUCACCGAAGCCAAAUUGCAUUCGCAAGUAGAAAAUGGAAGAGUUCGUUGUUUGUGUGAGUGGAGUUUAAGAAAGAAGUGCGCUGAAAAGGUGGCAAAAAGCAAAAGCAAAGGCAAACAGAACGACGCAUUAUUAAAGUGUAAAAGAGCCAAAAAGGAAGCCAAUUGUAGUGUUCGUGCAAAUGAUGAACAUCAAAUGCGAUAAGAGAAUUGAGUUCCAUUAAAAGCGGUAGUGGUUGUGUUAUUGCUGUUAAAAAAUAUAAAAUGAAUAAGUGAUUGUGAUACGAUAUAAAAUAUAGUCCGGAUUGUUCAUGAAAAAGCAACGUCAAAUGUGAUCCGUUCAAAGUCCAAACAAUGAAGUAACACAUUUAUGAAACAGGUGUCAUUCUAUAAAGUAAACAUUUACUAGUUAUGUUUGGGCUCGCAUAAGAGUAUAUUUUUGUGAAAUCAGUACUCCAUUCAACGGCUGGGCCUAGGUUUGAAUACUCUGCACCCACAAAUAACAACGAGCAAACAACAGCGAAAAGACUGAAGAAGAAAAUAAUGAACAUGUGUCGAAGUCAACCACUGUGAGUAAUAAAGAAGAAACAACUGCAACAACAUGAAUAAAAAAAACUGCUACAAACGAUGUUUGUAGACGACUACUCAGGCGAAGAGGAACAAGUAAAGUGGAUGAGAAUGAAGUAUCAAUAGAGUUGAUAGAAGAUUACGAUCAUACACAUAAUUCGAGAAUGAUUAGAACGCUGGCGAGCAUUCGAGCACUUAAAACUACAUAUUUGGAAAAUUAAUGGGAAAGCUUAGAAUUAAAAUAAAUUGUCGAAAAUGGAGAAGGCAACUCUAGUUCAUCAACAAUAUCAACAAAAAUUGCAAACGCAAGAUGCAGCCGGCAAUGCGAAUCUAAGCAAAACUAAAAAUGAAAACGAAAUAGAAAUGGAAAAUGAUCACAAACACGAAAAAGAAGGCAAACGCCAAAGUACUGAUACUAGUAAAAAUUGCGGCGAUGAAAAUACGAAAAUAAUAAGACCAAUAGAAACAAUAAUGCCACCAAUUACCGCAACAGCCACUGUAGAGGUAAUCGAAACAGCACCAAAAGCGGCGGAAACGGUGGCUAACAGUAACGAAGAGACUGAAAACGCGGCCAUGGUGGGCGCUGAUGCGACGAAGAUGAGCACAGCGACACCUCCAGACACAAAUUCACACACAAACACAAAAACAAAAGCAACAAAAGCAACAACAGCAAUAUCAAACAAUUUAGCACAUGCAACAACUACAGACGAAAGCAAAACUAUAUCCAAUUACAAGUUGAGAGAAUUCGUGGUACCAUCCAUACCCAACGCCAAGGCGGGCAGCACGAACGUUACAAGUGGGGGUGGUGCAAGCAGUGGGACUGGUACCAGUGCCAAAAAGAAACGUAAUAAAGUCUUAAAAAAACGCGAAGAAAAUGAAACACGCAGGAAUGAUAACAAAAAAACGGGUACCAAUAAUAUCGACAGAGAUGCAACCAACGGAGUUCGAAGCCAAGGUAACGCCAUCUCAGCCAGUUCGUCAAAUAAUGAUACCGUCAGCGCCGCAGCCAACAUGAAAACAUCUGUAUCAUUGACGUCACUGCCACCCGAUGACGAGAAGUCGGAGAGUCGUGACGUAAUUAGAGCGAAGCUAAGAGUCGAACGUCCUUACAACAGCUUAAAGAAAAACAUUGAACGUAACGUUGUUGGGUCUACGUUGGGCGUGAAGGCGCAUUGCUUUAGCCAAAGCCAAAGUAGUACGAGCAGCUUCGCAAACCAUCGCUACUCGUGGGGUAGCGGCUACAGCUACAGUUCGUCAAGUUUGCAUAGCAGUGCUACAGUUGGACUGGGUUCGGCUAAAGACGACCUAUGGGCGGCAAUCCAAACGAACUAUAACUACAUCAUGGACACAAAUUUGUUGGACUCGUGCAAGGAAGCCGAGCGACAUCUGGCGGAACAGACUGAGCACACCAAUGAUGUGCAUUGUGAACAGUCACAGUGUUGUUUGAAGUUACUUGGUGUAACACAACGCCGCGAAAUGUCGUGGCAUGAUCCGAAAGAGCUGCGCAAAUGGCUGCGAGAAAUGGAAGAGCGUUUAGAGACUGCCCCCACGUUGUCGGUUGCUACGGCAUUAACGACAGCAGAGUUGCAGCGCUGUUUAGCAGAGCAUUCGGUGUUGUACCAUGAAAUCGUAUCACAUGCACGAGUGGUAAGCGCCUGCAUUCGGGCUGCAUCAGAAAAGCAUCAAGGGCAGGUGCAUUUGCAACAACAGCAAGAAGAGGAACAGCAGCUGCAAUCUCUUGAUAGUUGCAGCACAACAAUCGCGGAACAGACCAAUUCAUCAGUCACAUCCAACGAAGAGGAAGUAUUGUCAACAGAGACACCAGCUGACAGAGCCGAUGGUGAAUUAGGCAGUGACAAUAGCAGCAGCGGAAUUGAAACUGCAGAAAAAUCGUAUUUGUCGCCGAAGAAGCCAUCUGUUAAUUCCACUACUGGUUCUUUUGAUUUUGAACAAACAGCAAAUUCCAAGAUUGUUGAGGAUAGCUUGGAGCGCUUGCAGAACCGUUAUCACUUGUUAUAUUUGAAGGCAUUCGAGGUGCAGCUUUGGCUUGACGGUUUGCUGCGCAAGAAAAGCUCAACUGGGAAUAUUAUUUGUGCGGCUAAUUACGUUGAUGAUCAAGACAAUGAAUGCAAUUCUUCAGAGUGCGAUGAGGAUGAAGCUGCUGCAACAGAAGACGAUUUAAAUAUUCUUGGUUCCGGAAUCGAGAGCGAUAUCACACAUAACUCUUCUUCAAUUUAUGAACUACAGAAUUGUGCUGAUUUGGUAAAAGAGGUCGAUUGCGACGCUACAAAGGGCGACUGCGAAGACGGUGACGACGAAGAGGAGGAGGAGGACGAGGACGAAGUGGACUUCGGUCGUUCCAGACUUGAUUGGCCAGGACGAGGCUAUAGCGCCGUACUGGUAACAUUCGACAAAAGAGGCGGUGUUGGCGGAUCUGCUCGCGCGACCACUCUCACGGACUUUGAGGCUGAUUCGGAGAGCAGCGACUGGGAGACAACACAACAGCAGGUGUCUGCCCAACGUAAGCCGUACAACGCCAUUUUAUGCUCAAAACAGCAGCUAGAAAAUAAAGCGAUUUCAAACAAUUCAAAUUCAUUCGGCAUACCGGUGAUUGGAGAGAACAGUGCCAGCAACGACAUUACCCUUAUACAGUCUGAUAUUUACACCUCUAACACUGAUACCGCUGACAGUUUAGUUGUGUAUAAACAGGGAGAAAAUGCGUCUGCAAAUGCAUCACCUAUGCCGAUGAAAUCGAAAAUGAAUUCGAUGAAUACAGAUGGCGAACAAGAGAUGCUAGCUCCGAUGAGCGCUUCCACUGUCGCCAUCACAGCCGUCACAGCCAUUACCAACACCGCUAACAAAACCUCGACGGCAACGCAGACCCAGCAGAAGCUCCAAACCUUGCACAAUAACAAACAGGUUGGUGCACCGACCAAACAAAAGAGCAUCGCUGUCAUUUCGCCGAACAGUCACAAUAAUAAAUCGCCGACCGUGUUGCGCAAGCGGCAGCAGCAACACCACACUGACAUCUCCAAGUUUAAUCGAUCUAAUCGCAAAUCGAAAAACUGUGCCGUUUUCUACUUUAAGCAUUUAGACACCGACAACCAGACGAACUGCAGCAGCGUUGGCGACGAUGGUUUGUCAUCUUCCACUUCACAAACAAACGAACAUCACUUGCUGAAAUCCGCUGACGCAUCAUCGGAUGACGAUGGCGGUUGGUUGUACUCGUCGGUCUUGCCGCCACAAAUGAACGAGUUGCCUAGUGAAUGUGCUAACAAAGGCAGCAGUGACAAAAGCAACAACUGCAUCACAACCAUAGUCAUCGACGGAGUUCAGUCGUCCGCGGUGUCAUCCACCACAGCAGUAACAACAACAACAACGGCCAUCGCCAUUAUUAGUGACGACUCAGAUAAGGAGAACAAGGAAGCACGCGCCGCAACAUUGGUAACUGCAGCACUAACAACAACACCGCCUCCAGCGCAAGCUCCAACAGUGGCCGCAUCACAAGCAUCAAGUAUCAACACAUCGUCAUCUUCAUUGUCGCAAAGUCACACACAAAAUACACACGCCGAAAUUCAAUUGACUCCGGUGGCAGCAAUAGAAACAGCAGUGCAACAGUCCGGUGCAUUGGCAUCGUCGGCAGCUCGAUUGGUUGCCAAAAGCAGCGUGGUAAGCUGUGGAAGUGGCAGCAGCAGCAGCUAUAGCACCAGAAGUAGUAGCUGCUCCUCAAACGAUCUGCUCACCGAGACGACAUCGGCGACCAAUACAACACAAGUCACACAAAUGCAUUUCCAAUGCAUGCAUCGCUCCGAAGUGGAAUUGCAAAUCGACAGCAACUGUAACAAAUCCAAGCAAAUGAUGGACGACGGUGCGACCUGUGGUGUAACCACCGGCAAUUCCCAUAGCAAUAAUAAUAAUAAUACUUAUGUUAAUAACUGCAACAACAAUGAGGGCAGUGCCAACUCUAACACUAAUAAUAAUCAGUAUGCUGGAAUGAUCCACCAACAGCAACAAAAGCGGCUGCUACAACCGCAGUAUUGUGAGCAGUUCGAUAUUUCAAAUGGAAAUCCACAAAAGAAUGAACUGCCAUAUUCCGUCCGCUGCCGCACUAAACACAAUAUUGCUUCAAUUAACAAAACUCCAAUGAAACACCAACAAUCGCAGCAAAUGGAGACUAGAAAAGGUCUACUGCCUCCACGUUCGCCGAAUAAGUCGGUAAAGACGCCACAGUCGACGGCGCGAGGUGAAAACAUCGGUGCUGUUAACGUGACAAAGGGUACACUCUCACAUGAAUCUAUCAAACAGCUGGUACUUGAAGCAGAGCAUUUAGUACGGGACGCCGAGGCAUUAAAGACGCCAAAUAAGCAGAAACAGAAGCAUUCCGUCAUCAAAUUGUCGUCAACAGUGAAAAAACGAGAGGUGAUCAUGCCAGGCCCGAUCAAACAACGUGUCCAAGAGUGGCUGGAGCACCAACCAUCAACGCCAACUCAAUUGCACAGGAAUCCUACGGGUGAAUUACAUGGUAAUGCGAAUGUAAAGGCAGGCGAUGACUGUGAAGCAUCGGGCGAAGCAUCGGAAACAGAUUCCGUUCCACAGCCUGGUUCAGAUACUUCUGAGGGUCACACAGACUCCAUAGCUACCUGUAUGCAAACUAGCACAAACUCGUACGGUGGCAACUCCACCGAAUGCUUUGGAGGCUCCGCAGAACCAAUUCUCAGCCCAACGACGGUACUAGGCUAUGGAAGCAGCAACCAGAGUUUAAAUGUCAAGAUUGUGAAACGGUCACAGGCACGCCGUAAGUCGGAACGACCAUGGUCGGUGUCGUGUUUGUCGCAAUUGACCACCGAUACAGUGCAAACGGCGACGGCUGUGGCAACGGUAAGCAACGUGCAAACUGGGCUCGCCACGCACUCUAUCAGUGAGUCGGCACUGGACUCUCUAUCGCCUGGUCGCCAACGUGCCUCCUCCUCGUCCACCACUAAUGUAACCCAAGUGAAAGUGUGCAAUAGUAAGGGUUCGUUGAAGCGGCGCAAAACACGCAAGAAGAAAAUGUCAUCUGGUACAAUUAUUGGCAUGGUUGCCUCUAACGCACAUUCGGCUGGCAAGAAAACGCCAGAUUCUUUGUCAGAGGACACAGCCGAGGUGCCGCGACUCACGCAGACGCUGCUCAUGAAGUCGUGUGAAUCGAUGUCUGCCCACCAAAUACGCGAGAUAACGAGCGCGCUCUUGAGCUUGCAACGCAGUAACGUCACAGUGGCAAACGAGGGCGCUAUAGGCGGCAAUAUCGGUGUAGCACAAAACGCGUUGGUACAAUCGCCGUCGCAACAGCACGCAGUGCCAGAAAAGCAGAACGAAAGCGGCGAGGAGGCGCAGUUGAUGAAACCCAACUUUCGCGUGGGCUCCUAUACUUCGGCAUACAUGCGCAAUGAGAAGCGGCUAGGGUCGUUGGCAGCAUUGGCCACCUAUAUGAACGAUGAAGAAGAACAGCAAGGAGAAUACACCACUGGUACUGAGGAUCAUCACAGCAGUUUCUCGGAAACAGCCUGGGACAACUAUCAAGAAAAAUAUAAUUCAGAGAACUACUCUGAAGGAUUCGAUUCGGACGCAGCCAGAAAGCUAAUGGAAUUCGGCGACGAUUACCGGAAUUUCAUCGAUUCGCAGUCGGAUUGCUGUUCUUCGCUAUCUGCUGCCAACAAUUUAGAUUCGUUGUCUCCGCCACGUAUGGACUCAUUGCAACAAACGGACACAAAAACCAUUACGCAAGACACAAUUGCCAACAGUGUGGACCAUGCUAGACGUCGUCGUGCGCUUGACUUGGAGUAUGAAAGAAGACGUAAAACAUUAGAGGUUCGUCGCAAAUCAUGUCAAGAUUCAUCUGACACGCAGAAUACACACAGUUCGGUGUCACUGUCAGCUUCAGCAAAUGCUAUUGCUCCGAAAAUUGGUAUGGAAAAAUUGAAUCAGCAACAAAAACUGGAUUCAACUAGCCGCAAAUUGGAAUUCGGAAUGAGUCAUUCGGCACAGUCCUUGCGUCGCACAUCAGAAAGUGAUACAUCAACACGUCGUCGUAAAGUUGACGACCGUCGUCGCUCUUCACGCAACCUGGAUAAGUGCAUCAAGGUCAUACCGGCCACCUCUUCGUCCAGCGGCGAUGACACCGACGACGAAAAGGAGAUGCGUAAUUUAUUACAGCAAAGCCGCAACCGCCUAGAAGACACCGAAGCCCUAAAGAUACGCUGCCACCUAUUGCGCCCUGAGGAUUACACGGAGAUUAUCAACACUUGCCGUGAUAAUAUUCGGUGUCUGGAGGCUGUUCUGCGUGGCCCUCCUGGCACAGUACUCUCCGCACAGUGUGCCGGCCAAACAAAAGAUCUGUUAGCAGCCUGGGAGGAUCUGUUAGGCUGGAGCGAAAAUGCUGCAUCCGCACGUAAAAUGCAACAAGAAAUGAUCAUUCUCAAGCACUCUCUGAGUAAAUUGGGCAACAAGAGUUCGUUUGAACUGUUAGACACAGAACCGCAGAUCCAAGUCGCCAUCGAGUCUUUAAAGAGUGAAAAAACGGUGUUGCAGAAUUAUCGCACAAAUAUGCUUCGCCUGAAUGCCAGUGUGCACAGUUGGUUAACACGUCAGGAAAGACGUCUGCAGAAAGUAUUGGCAGAGAAGGAAUUGCAAGAAGCUGGUGAGGAGGUCAUCAAUGAGCCUGAGCAGCUCGUAUCCUCUGCAGUGAUUCAAGAUAAAAAGGUUGUAGUAACGACAGAUUUCAAUAGCAAUACGCGAGAUAACGUAAUCAUUGGUACCGCUACUAUGACUGCUUCGAUCGGCACAAGUACGAUGAGUAAGGGCGCCAAAGUAUUGGAUAUACACACACUAAUCAAUGCCGAGAAUGAAUUCCACAAGCACUUGAAGAACGAAGUGAGUGACAUGUACAGCGCCUGGGACGAUGCUGACGCAAGAAUAAAUACACAAUUGGAGACGCUUACAAAUUCGUUGAUCGCUUGGCGACAGUUGGAGAAUGGGCUGUAUGAGUUCCAGCAAGCGCUGGGGCAGGAUCGUGGUACGUUAAAAGGUCUCGAGGGUGCUCUGGACAAAGGUCAAGCUACCCCAGUGGAGCUCGCUCAGAAUGUUAAAGUUGUGGCUAAAUUACUUUCAGAGCGUGUAAAUGUUAGUCAGGAGCAGCUUACAGCGGUGCAGGAGCAUCUCGACCCUAAUCAUAUAUUACAUAUCGCAAAAUUCACAGCUUCCAACGGUUCGCUUUCGGACUCUGGAAUUUCCGACGGUGGUGCUACUUCGGACGGUGGGCUAUCGGAGCGCGAACGCCGUCUGGGUGUUUUGCGGCGUCUAGUAAAGCAACUGGAAUUGGCGUUGGCCCCUGGUAGUGAAGCGAUGAAGUCCAUUGCAGUGCGCAUGGAGUCCGCUGAAGCAGAGCUCAAAACCUUGCAGAACACUUGUCGCGACUUGAUCGUGCGCACAGCAGCUACACAUCAAAAUAAGAAAAUCCAACAACAAUUACAGCAAACAGAGGCACAACAACUACAAGUACCUGGAGAAGAAAACGUCAACAAAGAAGUGAACAAACUCAGUGAAAAUGUGAAAGCUAACGGGCAUGCGGGAGACAAGAGAGACAGUGCAACACAUGGCCAUAACUCUCCCUUAAAACAAAACCCAACAGCAAAAAGAAACGGCCGUCGCAAUCAAAUCAAGAAUACCGCCGAAUCAAAUGCUAACGCUGGUAGUAAAAGUACGUCAUCUAAAAACGCAAGGGGCAAUAAAGCGCUAUGCACCGGUUUGACUGCGGGUGCGCCUGAUUCUGGUGAUCCCGCCGACGAUCCGGACUUGGAGUUCGACUUGGACAUGGCGGACGACAAGGAUGGCAAGUCUUCGCAUAAUAGCUGGGCUUGGCGCAUUGCCAAAGCAGCUGUGCCCAUGCAAUUGGCAUUGAUCACUUUCCUCUGCGCCGCUUGCCUGAUGCAGCCCAAUUGCUGCGACAACCUCAACAAUCUGUCAAUGAGUUUCACGCCUCAACUGCGCUAUAUUCGGGGCCCUCCGCCGAUUUGAAAUAUCUUAUAUCAAUACCCCCAGAUGCUUCCAACAGCGCAACUAAGCAGUCCAGACGCAGCUAAUGGUGCAACUGAGCUUACGUUACUGAGCUUACGCUUACCAGAUAUACCACAGACAUGCAUAGCUUUGUUUUGUACGUUGCAAAUAUGGUAGAAACUGCGGUUGCCAAGAUGGUUGUUUCUUAGGGGUGUAUAGGAACUAACGUAGCCGAUAAGUUUGUUUACAUGUCUUAAUAAACGCAUCAACAGCACGGGUUAAGGACUUAUCGAUUAAGCAGAUAUCCACGCAGCGCAAUAUUUUUACAUAUCAUCCAAUGGAUUGCAAGUCGAAUGAGCCGUUCAUUCUAAGCCAAACUUGGUUCAUAAGAAGAUGGAGGACUAGCAGACUAGGGCGAUAGAAGGACACUUAAUUUAAUGGAGAGGGUAUUUUAUUUAUUAAGGUUGUAAGAGCAUUUGAAAAAUGGAAAAGGAAAUUUCUAAAAAACAAACAAAAAGAACAAAUACAUUGAAAAAACGGGUAUAUUUACAACGAUCCCAUGCUUCACAAGGAAUUAUAUUAACGGCAUUAAAAGCAAUCAGUUGGAAUUGUUGUCUUCUGAAAGCAUUGAGCGACGUUGCAUUGAUUUGGGUUUUGUGAAAUUUAAGCGUGCCACAUUAUUAUGGGCCUGGAAUGCCACGGACUAAUCCCAAAUUAGUAAAGUUUGUAUUAAGAUAAUGACCAGAGGACAACAAAUGGCAACAGAUUGUGCUGAUGCAGUUACAAAAAUAGAAAAUUGCUCGAGGUUUUGAAGCAACAAUUAUUAUAAAACACAAGCUUUGAAGUAAGACAGUAGUCCUUACGGAAAACUAGAAUGGGCAUUUUCAAAAGGCCACAGUUCGAUCAAACAAUCACUAGAAUCGCCAAAUGAAAAUAUUAUACAGCGGCUUUUUUGUUUCGAAAACACUAAAGUGCCUGGAAUAUACCGCCCAAAAUAAAAUGGUUGAUUAUACACAUCCCAAAAAAGUUCCUUAUAAAAUGAUCUGAAUUAAUAGAAAAUGCAUAUUGUGGAAUGGAAACAAACAAUUUAUACAUAUUUUAAAUUACCGGUUGGUGGAUUGACUGACAUUUUACUUUGGACGCUCAAUGCCCACAAAUUCAAGCGGGAUUUCGAUUCAUCGCUAAAAGUCCUUUUCUAUUACAUUAAUAGGUGCAGCAACUGAAACUUACUUUAGGCUAGUUGAUUCGCACUCUACUAAUAUAUGUACAAACAGGGACUCACAGCUUUCUUGUGUUCAUUUAGCUUAAGGAAUUGUAAGUUGUAUUUUGAAAGCAAAAAAAAAAAAACAAGAAAAAACUUAAAACUACAUUCAAAUUACGAACACCAACAAAUAAAUUCAAAGUCACUUUCAAUUGAAAAGGGAUUCUUACAACAAGAACAAAUUACAGCGAAAACGACUUCACAGCUUAUUUCAUGUGUUUAGGUAAACUUAAAAUAAUUAUACAAAUUUCAAAAAGAUUUUUACCAACCAAUUUUUAUAGGACAGUCUUUUUGUUUUUGAUUUAAACCGAGACUGCAUCGAGCCCACAAGUUUUUUGUAUAUGGCAUUGUAUAUGCUUUUCUGCCUCUUCUCUUCUAACGCCCGUUUUAUGUCCUGCCAGUUGUUAAUAUGAGAAUUCAAGCUCAAGAACUCUGUAAAUUCUCAAUUACAUUGAUUUCGGGCGAUUGCGCUGGGGUUUCAAUCACAAGGAGGCAGUUCCAGAUAAGCCAUGAUUGACAAUAUUCGACUUGUGUUUGGGUGGUUGUUUUGAUAGAAUCGAAAUUUAUCCCGAGCUAUCCAACACUUUGCAAUACAAUAUUUUUCGAUAAAUUUAAAUAAGUAGUGUUAUGCCGUCCUGAUGACCUGCAACCCCAAGCCAUAAUGUGACCCCUACCGUCUUUUACUGAGCCUCGCAGGUUCUUCGGCGGCAGCUGUCAAUUAGGUUGGCGCCAGAUAAACGUCUCCAUCGAAUCGAAAAAUAUUAAAUUUGUUUUCAUCAGCAAAACUAAAGUACUUCCAAAAGGUUCCGUUCUUAUUAAAUGACUUAUCAAACUGCAGUAUGGACUUUAUAUUUCGCGCACUAACAAAUGAUUUGUUUUGAGCUGUUCUUUCAUGAAAAUUGGCAUUACGGAAAAUUUUUCAAGCUGUGGGAUCGGUUUACACCGUAUUUUGUUUUUGUAUUAAAUUUGUAUUUAAAUUAAAAGUUACUUUGAAUUCGUUUGUUGGUGUUCAUAGUUCAAAUAUAUGAAUCUUUGAAUGUGCAUUUGAGUUUAUUUGAAAAUGUACAUUUCCUUUUGAAUAAAACAUAAGGCGAAGUGGGCUGUGAGUCACUGUAUAUCAAUCUAUGGGUGGUCAUACUCGUACAUGAUAUAUAUGUAUUUUAUUCAUAUCGUAAUCGUGUUGAAAACUCAAUUUUAAAUAUGAGCCAAUUCUAAUUCAAACAAAAGAACAAUAACGAAAUACUUUAUGCUUAAUAAUUACUUUAAAUUAAGUUACUAAAAUAUGGUUCUAAAAGUAAUUGAUAAAUUUUCUAUGCAAUUUAUACUUAUUCUUAGCGUGUAUGCUAAAUAAGGCGAGCCCCGAUUGUCGUUGGAACAACUUCGAAAACGGCUAGCUUAAUUAAAAAAUAGCAUUAAAUAUUUCUCAAUAUUUCUAAAGGAUCUUAAAAUUCUUCUUCUAUGGGCAAUACAAAAAUAUAAAAAAAAAACAAUAAAAAUUAUAUUUUACACGCCAGACACACA
Anastrepha ludens (Mexican fruit fly) is the source of this 11627-nucleotide messenger RNA. RefSeq names its product klarsicht protein (gene klar). The transcript has 20 exons. The coding region runs from base 1070 to 8866 and encodes 2598 amino acids. Gene Ontology annotation, cellular component: membrane. NCBI's taxonomy places the organism in Eukaryota, Metazoa, Arthropoda, Insecta, Diptera, Tephritidae. The record is from RefSeq and is a predicted model, not a curated record.